Papaver somniferum (opium poppy) is the source of this 306-nucleotide messenger RNA. Its product is annotated as histone H1-like. The record is from RefSeq and is a predicted model, not a curated record. The coding region runs from base 1 to 306 and encodes 101 amino acids. The transcript has 2 exons. Lineage: Eukaryota; Viridiplantae; Streptophyta; Magnoliopsida; Ranunculales; Papaveraceae.
AUGGAAAAGAAACACAAAGAUGUAUUACCUGCAAGUUACAAGAAAACGUUAGGUGUCCAAUUGAAGAAUUGUGUUGCUAAUCGGAAAUUGAUUAAGGUUGAAGCUUCUUCUUUCAGCUCAACAGAAAAAGGAUUGGUAAGAUCUGGAAACCCAUUUCAACCUCACCCAACUACUACUGCUGUUGUUCCAACUACCUUCAAGAAAUCUGAAACUACUACUGCUGCACCUAAGAAGAAGAAAACUGCCGCUCCUGCAAAGAAAGUUGCUGCUACUACUCCUACAAAGAAAGUACAAUUUGCAGAAUGA